GCUCAUGCCAUGGAAAACCAUCAACAUACAGUCGAACAGUGUUAUCCGUGGCUCACGAUGCCUCUCACGCAAGGAACAUUCGACUUUCUCUUCCAUCAUGUCGUUCUACCCCCAAAGCUACCACAGGAGCAUGACGAAGAUGAAACAGAGAAUGGAGUGCGUCAAGAGAGGAAACUGCACGAGUAUGUUUUGGCAGUUCUCCAGGACUACAUCUGCAAGAGCCCGUCGGAAUUCAGAGUGGGGUUGAAUCUCACUCAGGGGAUGCUGCAGAAUUGGCUAAAGAUCCAGAAACCAGAUGGACCCUGCGAAAAGGCUCUAGCGCAGAAGCUAUCCGACCUUCGACUCGAUGGCGCCUUCGCUCUCUAUAUUCGCGCCCAAAAUUGCGGGUGGAUAGGAUUCCAUGAUACAACGCAGAACAAAGUCAUCUUCGAUGCCUUUCAGGUAUCACCGCGUGCGGAGGAUGUGCUGUCCGCUCAAGGGAGCCUACUUCGUCGUUUUCCCGGACAGAGUGUGGCUAUACCCAGCGACAGGCUGAGCGAGGCGACAACGCUGCCAGAGGAGAGAGAUACUGCACAUCCUGGUCCGGUUACCGAGUGUCCGAUGACCCAACUUCUAGCUUUCGGCGAACGAAACAAGUGGCCGUCAUUCGAGAAGCAUAUGCGUGAUGAGGUCAACUGGAAGAGUAGCAAGCUCCCCUGGCGACGAUCGCCGUAUUGGUUUGUCAUGCGCGUUGCCCUGCAGACGCUUCUUCGUCGCGCCUUCCCCGAGGACAAGGGGCAAUUGCAAUUCAAGAAUUUCAUGCUCUACCUGGUUGCAAGGCUCGGAAUCCAGGCCACAAACAUGCGUCCAACCGUCUCUGCCAAUUAUUUGGAGAUAGUUCGCAUGAAGAUUGCUCGUCGGACAUGUAAGUUGCAGAGAAUCGCCUACGAGUUCGUUGCAAAGCAGGCUCACUCCACCGUGAGGGUAAUCCUGAAAGCUCUGCAAGAUAUACAGGCCACUAUCCGCAAGUCCGAUCGAGUCGUUGAGGACAAUCUGCUCACCAUAUUCGAUUGCGAACGCUGGGUAGAAAAUGAGCUAGGUGGCUGGACGAAUAUCUUGACACCAUCAGAGAGUCUCAGCUGCGCCCUAGCCUCGCUGUUUGGAGACUAUUAUCGGCGUGCGCGUGCAUUCUACGCUGACAAUCCGGAAGCUGUGUCAAUAAUGGUACUGACCAUGCUGGAACUGUGGAUGGCGCUCGAUCAAAUGUGCGUCAGAUUUUGCCCGCUUCUGGCAGACUACUCUCCAGAGAUACCGCCGAAUUUCCUCGAGCCACUGCUCUUACCACAACGUUCGCAAAUGGAGAGGGCUUACAAAGUCGAGGACUACAUUCGAAACAGACACAGAGAUACAGGUCGAUACCCUAGUAUUCUCCAGGAUCCGAUGCCUCAAUGCUUUGGGGCGCGCUACUGUGAUGCUUCUCAAAAGCACCAGCAGCUGCGGUCACGGAUCGAAGAGCACGCUCGACGUCAGGUCGAGAAAAAAAGGGAAGAAUGGUCGGAAAGGUCGGCGAAACACAGCAAUCUGCUUAGAGAAGCCCGGAGACUCGGGUGCGAAUUUUAUUGGUCCUACGAUGGUUAUCGAAGACACAGUAUUGGUUGCAAAAAAUGUUCGCUGGAAAGGCAAGCCGCUGGUAUAACUAUCAACAUCCAUGAAUGGCCGCUUCCCGAGAAUGAAACAACUGUGAAAGCUGUGGUCUUCGAGAUAGACUGCCCUCGUUGGCUCGCCGCAUGGCGUGACGUAACGUGGAAAAUGACACAAGAUCUUGGUAGAUCCGGGUUCAGCGCAGGCGUAGGUGUGGAGGAAGAUAUUCUCCGAUACAGCGAAACACGACCCUUUAUCACAGACUUGGGUCAACGCCUGACCAUGGGCUCUACUGCAAAGUCAUUUCUACGCACACACUACAACGGGAGAAGCUUUCCCGCGAGAUUUAACGAAGUAGCACUGCCAAACGGGCUUCGGUUCAAGCUGCUAGAUAAAGGUUCGGGUAUCUGGAUCACCGACCAAACAGAGGCGUCUGCUGUGAAGCGUCUAUGCACUUUGCGCUUGACAGAAGAUGUCUAUUCCAAUCUUCAAUAUGCAUUGGAAUCGUCCAAUCAUUCCGAGAACAAGGUCUUGGCCGACCAACAGAUAUGUCACAGCGCCCUGAGCCUGCAUGAAUUUGUUGCCUUUGGUCGUCUCCGGGCAGGCGAGCGUGUGCAAUGGUACAGUAUAGUCCGUGAGCUUGCAUCGUGUGAUCUCUCCAUGGAUAGUCCGUCGGUUGGGCUUCUAUUUCGUCAGGCAGCGUGGGAGCUGGGCACCUGGAGUGCAAGUACAGACUUGAGAGAGGCUCACCGAGUCUUCAGUGACCGAGACUUCAGGAAUCGACUGUUGGAGACUCUAGGACAACAGCUUUGAUCGAUUGAAGGGAAUUGGAACAAGUAAAACCAUCUCCAGACCUUGGUCAUACUUGCGCUUCGAGCGCUAAGCCUCUCUGCUGAGGGUCAAACAUUGGAUCAGGCGGCCAGCUUCUUACGUGGUUGCCGAAAGGUUGCGAUAACAUAGGCUGAAGAUCUCAACGCAAGCCUGGAUCUUCAAACUGGCUCCGGGAUCCACACGCAUCAGUCAUUACUCAGCCAAAUUGGACAAGUUUGCCAGCUGACCUACGCUUUGAAGCCACGACACCUGUGCUUCGUGCUGCAAACCGCAGAGGAUAUU
Aspergillus aculeatinus CBS 121060 is the source of this 2733-nucleotide messenger RNA. RefSeq lists its product as uncharacterized. The transcript has 4 exons. The coding region runs from base 10 to 2433 and encodes 807 amino acids. Lineage: Eukaryota; Fungi; Ascomycota; Eurotiomycetes; Eurotiales; Aspergillaceae. The record is from RefSeq and is a predicted model, not a curated record.